GCUCCUCUGAUUGAUCCGCGAAUAGUACAGUGGUAGGUGGGUGCUAGAGCGGUUAGUCCUCCCUGCAGAGGCAUUGCUUGGUUCUCCAGGCAGACACCAAAACCGGCGAGGUGCAUGGUUGUGUCUUGCUACGGACGUUACGAGAGCCUAUUUCCCCGCGCGGCUUAGAUCUCGACAUGGUAGCAUGGAUGGAUGGGACGAUGCUCGCAGUGCAGAUACGAUGCGACGCCCAAUCGGUUUGAUGCUGUGGCCUGGUUGUCUCUUUUCCUUUCUUCCGGUCGCAUUUCAUACGUCUAUUCCAUGCUCAUGCUGUCUUUACCUUGCUCUCCUUUUCUUCUUCGUUCUUACGAGACGCAGCGAUCUCGUCACUGGCCUGGAGUAGUGGGAAUGAUGUCCACAGCAGAGCGACGGCCGGUAGUGUCGUACUCCCGACGAGCAAGAGAGGGUUAUCAGGACCCCAGUGGACGCAAGAGACGAGCGCUUGGCUCUGAGGGGUCUGGAGUGGCGGAGGAGAGCGAUCAGGUCAUCACUCCAAUUUCCCAUAUGGAUCUCACAUUAUUCGUCCCCGACGCGAGCUCCUCUACAAACCGAUGGAGCACCUACAGCGCACCAGACGAGCUGAUGACACCUACGCCAAACGACCCGUACCUCCACCUAUGUACGCGAGAUCCAGCGCAUCGCUCCACCACGACGAUGCGACGCAUGCACUCCACCACCGCCGUGCCCGAUCGCAACACCUUUGCCAGCGACGAAGAUUUUAUGCUCUUCGCUUUUGCGACUACGGGAUUGGGCUCCGAGCCACCUUUUGCGCCGACUCCCUCGUCACCACACAUAUCUUCCCUCAGGGCUUCAAUUCCUCACAGCCGGGUCUCAGUCCCGUGCCGACAACUUCCAUCUCCCCUCGAAGCAGUGAGUCCAAUGACACCCGCGGCACACCCGCUCAGCAGCCUUCGGGACAUUCCACAUGCAUCUGCUCCUCAUUAUAGCGGUGCACCGCCGACGUCGCAGCCGUUUCUUGAUCAGAGAGCAUCUCAGAUCGCCGCAAAUUACAGUAGUAGCUGCGAUGUGAGUCCGUUGGAAGACGAUGUUGACUUCGUCGCCUACAACGUGCGGCCGCCGCCGGGGUAUGAGGAGAGUCAGGGACAAAUACAAAGUGAUCGGCGACUUGAGGCGGCGAGGAGAGCGCAGGAUUUACAGCAGAGGUGGCGAUUGUCUGGGUCGCGGAGGGGAGGCUAAGUCGUUGCGGUGAGCGGAGAUAUACUGCAUGCACGUGAGGGAAGGGCAGAAGGCGCACAACGACUGCGCCGCACUCAAAGAGCACGCGGAGGCGUACGGGGACAUGGACACUCGACACAUCGCAUGUUCAAUGGAUAUUCUCAUCUGCCUCGAUGCACAUAGUCAUCAUACCCCAUUUUCCCUCCUCCUCGUUUUAUCACAAUCCAAUUUCCAUAUCCUCUAGAUCGCAUGCGCAUCC
Messenger RNA from Neohortaea acidophila, 1474 nucleotides. RefSeq lists its product as uncharacterized. The transcript has a single exon. Bases 193 to 1236 code for a protein of 347 amino acids. The record is from RefSeq and is a predicted model, not a curated record. Lineage: Eukaryota; Fungi; Ascomycota; Dothideomycetes; Mycosphaerellales; Teratosphaeriaceae.